AUGCAUUGCUUUUUUGCUGAGCUGGAGCCGUCUAUCUCCGUCACGGAACAAAACCUGGCAGACCGAGUUCGGUACAUCAUGCGCUCGAAAAUAUUUGAUGAUGCCGAACUCGAACGACUACGACGUGAGGCUAUUCCGUCGUCGAAUGAAUCUGCUAUGGCUCGAGAUGCAGCUCCACAUUCGACAGACCAGCAUCCACACGUGGAGGCCGCCAUGGAUCUUCCAGUUGUGGUUGAUUCGAACGACGAUGAAAUAGUCUCCCACGAACUAGAGCAAAUGAGGAGUAUAUUGGAAGAGUCGAUUUUGGAAACGCGCAGCACCCCUCUCGAAAAUCGACCGCGACUUCCCCGCAUACCCCUAAGCAAGCGAAAUCGGGCUGUCGUGAGGGCUCUUAACCCAAUGCUGGUGACCUAUUUGGAAGCCAGCCGGGACCUUUGCGAGACGGACUCGAUUCUCUUUGGAGCCGCAGUGGCAGUUUGCCGUAUUAUUGGCGCCAAACUUCCCAUGGCUGGACGCGCUACUACACAAAGUAACGCCAUCCCAGCAUGGAGAAAAAGAAUCGAGGACCGUAUCGCAAAGGCAAGGGCCAUUAUCGGCAGACUGACAAGCUUCAGGUCGGGUAAUAAUAGACCGAGGAUUGUGCGCACAGUAAGGAUGGCGUUUGCUGGGACAAAUAUCAGUUUGUCCCAGCCGGAUAUCACGCAGAAUCUAACGGAGCGCAUAGACGACCUGAAGCAAAAGAUCGCUGCUUGGGGGAAGCGGAUUCGACGAUUUUCCGAGGGGUCAAGGCGGUUCAACCAGAAUCGUCUCUUCCAGAGUGAUCAGAAGAGGCUCUAUAAAUCAUUGGAGCGACCAAAGGUAUGUGGAGCGGGCCAAGGACCGGAGGCUGACAUUAUCGCAUACUCGCGUGGCCUGUGGUCAGAGCCCGUAAACCACAGCGAGGGCCCUUGGAUGGAAGUUGUAGCGAGCCAGGGUGCGAGUGUUACGGCUAUGGAAUCCAUCACCAUAACGCCAGAAGACGUGGCUGAGGCGGUCCGUACGGCCCCGAACUGGAAAAGUCCGGGGCUCGACGGGCUGCAUCAUUACCGGCUGAAGGGGUUCAUAGUGUGUCACGCUGUGCUCGCCCGACAGUUUCAAGAGGCUCUCGACCAGAAGUCACUCCCGAGCCUCUUCACUACUGGGAUCACUCACUUGGUUCCUAAAGAUCAGGAUACCACAGACCCGAGCAAAUACCGCCCCAUCACGUUUACGCCUAGGGAAGCAUAA
Molecule: messenger RNA, 1266 nt
Organism: Parnassius apollo (apollo)
Lineage: Eukaryota; Metazoa; Arthropoda; Insecta; Lepidoptera; Papilionidae
Source: the annotation of a GenBank genome assembly